Coprinopsis cinerea okayama7#130 is the source of this 1167-nucleotide messenger RNA. RefSeq lists its product as hypothetical. The record is from RefSeq and is a predicted model, not a curated record. NCBI's taxonomy places the organism in Eukaryota, Fungi, Basidiomycota, Agaricomycetes, Agaricales, Psathyrellaceae. Bases 1 to 1167 code for a protein of 388 amino acids. The transcript has a single exon.
AUGGACCAUGUCACCAGAGCCUUUCGAGAAAAGAAGGCUGGUAACCUCAAGGUACUCAAGAUUUCGGCUACGAUGUUCGGCAGGAUUUGGGAUGUGCGAUUGCCAACCCAGUUCCUUGAACUGGACAGGCCCGUCCUCACGACACUCGUUCUCGAUCGCUGUAUAUUCGACGAUCCAUCCAAUCUCAAUUUGGAUACCCUCCUCAGCCUCGAAAUCUUUACCUCUCUCAGAAGCAAGGCUGAGAUACAGAGCUCCCAUUCCGCUCCAUCAGCACAUUUUGCGUCACAGCUCUCACUGAUCGCUCGAUGUCCAAACCUUCGAACCCUUGAUCUAACCUCCAAAUCGCAUUACGAAGACUGGGUACUUCAGCCCGGCUCUUUACCGUCCAUAUCCCUCCCCCACCUCGAGCUGCUCACCUUGACUCUGAAUUACGCAGAGUUGAAGGCAUGGUCCGACGUCGCCCAAGUUCCUCGAACGGCCACAGUCACGUACACCGGUCGCCUCUUCUUCCUCGAUGCCGCCAAACCGUACACCGAGCUCUUCACCAUACUUACAGAAGGUUUAAUCCCUUCUACUACGGAACCCACCUCCUCGAGCGAACUCUCUCAUCACACUCCUCUCGUGAUCGGCAUCUCCGAUUUGUCGUUGGUGAUAGGGUUGGAGAGCGUGACCACCAUGAUUAGUUUCUGGCCCUACAUCGAUCGAGUCGAAGCGAUGGGUCAGGUAUGGGCACAGCUUUCCCCGCUAUGGGCGAAGCUCGUACCCAGAGCAAAGUCAUUGCGGCUUCUGGUCCCUGACUCGGCGGAGAAAAGCGUGAACUAUAGGCGUGCCAUUGAAUGCCUUACAGAGUUCCUGAAGAUGGCCACGCAAGUCAAGUACUUGUUGGAUUGCGGGAUGGCGGCCCUGGCGAUGCUCAUAGAUAUACACACCAUCAGAGGAGACAACUCGGAAGUAAUUCUCCCCUCCUUGACGCACUUGCGCUUGGGCGAGCGCGAAGACACGCUAGAAUUCUUCAAGACACUCCGGUCCAAGGCCAUGCUGCAGCGUUUUUUGGACAAGAGGAAGGAAGUUGGUCAUGCGGUGGAAUCUCUUGCACUGGAUGCUUCCUUGGUCGAGGAGCUGAAGGAUCAUUUGAAGGACACUUUCAUAGUCUCAGAGCCAAAGUAG